Molecule: messenger RNA, 3287 nt
Organism: Helianthus annuus (common sunflower)
Lineage: Eukaryota; Viridiplantae; Streptophyta; Magnoliopsida; Asterales; Asteraceae
Product: phosphoenolpyruvate carboxylase 1
Exons: 11
Coding region: 192-3089 (965 amino acids)
Biological process (GO): carbon fixation; leaf development; tricarboxylic acid cycle
Cellular component (GO): chloroplast; cytosol; apoplast
Molecular function (GO): phosphoenolpyruvate carboxylase activity
Source: RefSeq, a predicted model, not a curated record
CUGAUUCAGGCGUGGAGUAUGCCUAUUUGGUGACGACUCUACACUGAAAACUCAACCAGUUCCUCUAUAAAUACCCGAUCCCUAAACCAUUUCAUUUAGGUCUCAAAUCACUGACCAAAACCUCUAAAUCUACUAUCAAUCUAUCCGUCAAUCAUCAGGAUUGGGGGAAAUUUGAAGAAAGAUUCUGUGUAAUGGCGAAUCGGAAUUUGGAGAAAUUGGCAUCGAUCGACGCUCAGUUGAGGCUUUUGGUUCCCGGAAAAGUUUCAGAGGAUGAUAAGCUUAUUGAGUAUGAUGCGUUGCUGUUGGAUAAGUUUCUAGAUAUUCUUCAGGAUUUACAUGGAGAAGAUCUUAAGGAAACGGUUCAAGAAUGCUAUGAGCUUUCUGCUGAAUACGAGGGAAAGCGUGACCCGAAGAAGCUCGAGGAGCUCGGAAGUGUGUUGACCAGUUUAGAUCCAGGGGAUUCGAUUGUCAUUGCAAAAGCUUUCUCUCACAUGCUUAAUUUAGCCAAUCUGGCUGAAGAGGUUCAGAUCGCUUUCCGUAGAAGGAUCAAGCUGAAAAAGGGUGAUUUUGCCGAUGAGGCUAAUGCGACAACCGAAUCGGAUAUUGAAGAAACUCUUAAGAAGCUUGUGUAUAAGCUUAACAAGUCCCCUGAAGAGGUUUUUGAUGCACUCAAAAAUCAAACUGUUGACUUGGUGUUGACCGCUCAUCCGACUCAAUCGGUCCGCAGAUCUUUACUUCAGAAGCAUGGAAGGAUCCGUAACUGUCUGGCCCAGUUAUAUGCUAAAGACAUCACUCCCGAUGACAAGCAAGAACUCGAUGAGGCCUUACAUCGCGAAAUCCAAGCUGCUUUCCGUACCGAUGAGAUCAGAAGGACCCAACCGACACCGCAAGAUGAAAUGCGAGCUGGAAUGAGUUACUUUCAUGAAACAAUAUGGAAGGGUGUUCCGAAGUUCUUACGGCGUGUCGACACCGCUCUAAAGAAUAUCGGGAUUAAUGAACGUGUUCCGUAUAAUGCACCUCUUAUUCAGUUUUCUUCAUGGAUGGGUGGUGACCGUGACGGUAAUCCAAGAGUGACUCCUGAGGUAACAAGGGAUGUUUGCUUACUAGCAAGAAUGAUGGCUGCAAACAUGUACUUUUCGCAGAUCGAGGAUCUAAUGUUUGAGAUGUCCAUGUGGCGUUGUACCGAUGAACUACGCGUUCGAGCUGAAGACCUCUUUCGAACAGCAAGGAGAGAUGUAAAGCACUACAUAGAGUUCUGGAAACAGGUUCCUCCCACUGAACCUUAUCGUGUAAUUCUCGGUGAUGUAAGGGAUAAGUUAUAUAAUACACGUGAACGUGCUCGCCAUUUGUUAGCGCAUGAUAUAUCCGACAUUCCAGAAGAGGCGGUUUACACCAAUGUUGAACAGUUCCUAGAACCCCUGGAGCUAUGUUACCGAUCACUAUGUGCGUGCGGUGACCGUGUGAUUGCUGACGGAAGCCUUCUAGAUUUUCUACGACAGGUGUCGACAUUCGGGCUGUCACUAGUGAAACUCGAUAUACGACAAGAAUCCGAUCGCCACACAGACGUCCUCGACGCAAUCACUCAACAUCUGGAAAUCGGGUCCUACCGUGAAUGGUCUGAAGAAAAACGUCAAGAAUGGCUUCUAGCUGAACUCAGGGGAAAACGUCCGCUUUUCGGUUCCGAUCUCCCGAAAACCGAGGAAAUUAAGGAUGUUUUGGACACGUUCGGUGUGUUGGCAGAACUCCCGGCUGAUUGUUUCGGUGCUUAUAUCAUCUCAAUGGCCACGUCACCGUCUGACGUCCUCGCUGUCGAGCUUCUUCAACGCGAAUGCCACGUAAAACAACCGUUACGCGUGGUCCCGCUUUUUGAAAAACUUGCUGAUCUGGAAGCUGCCCCUGCCGCUAUGGCCCGUCUUUUCUCAGUCGAUUGGUACAAAAACCGAAUUAACGGGAAACAAGAAGUCAUGAUCGGGUACUCCGAUUCCGGAAAAGACGCUGGGCGGUUUUCUGCUGCGUGGCAGCUUUACAAAGCUCAAGAAGAGCUGAAAAACGUUGCAAAAGAGUUUGGAGUUAAACUUGUUAUGUUUCACGGGCGUGGUGGGACCGUGGGCCGAGGUGGUGGGCCCACCCAUCUUGCUAUCCUGUCCCAACCUGCUGAGACCAUUCAGGGGUCGUUAAGAGUCACAGUUCAGGGGGAGGUUAUUGAGCAAUCGUUUGGUGAGGAACAUUUGUGUUUUAGAACGCUGCAACGAUUCUGUGCAGCUACACUUGAGCACGGAAUGAACCCGCCGAUCUCACCGAGGCCCGAGUGGCGUGAACUUAUGGACCAGAUGGCGGUUGUUGCAACCGAACAGUAUCGUUCUAUUGUGUUCCAGGAACCACGUUUUGUCGAGUAUUUCCGCCUUGCCACACCAGAAAUGGAGUACGGGCGUAUGAAUAUCGGAAGUCGCCCAUCAAAACGAAAACCGAGUGGCGGCAUAGAAUCACUUCGAGCCAUUCCAUGGAUCUUUGCAUGGACCCAAACCAGGUUCCAUCUCCCUGUUUGGCUCGGGUUCGGUGCUGCAUUCAAACAAGUCAUUCAAAAAGACAGCAAGAAUCUUCAAAUGCUUCAAGAAAUGUACAAAAAAUGGCCUUUCUUUCGGGUCACCAUCGAUUUAGUUGAAAUGGUGUUUGCUAAAGGAGACCCCGGCAUUGCUGCCUUGAACGACAAGCUACUUGUUUCUGAAGACUUAUGGCCCUUUGGAGAAUCGUUAAGAGCUAACUAUGAAGAAACCAAAGAUUAUCUCCUCAAGAUUGCUGGACACAAGGACCUGCUCGAGGGCGAUCCCUACUUGAAACAAAGACUUAAGUUGCGUGAUUCAUACAUCACAACCUUAAACGUUUGUCAAGCGUAUACUCUAAAACGGACCCGUGACCCGAAUUAUCAUGUGACCUUAAGGCCGCAUAUUUCGAAAGAAUAUGCUGAGCCAAGCAAACCGGCUGAUGAACUUAUCCACUUGAACCCAACCAGUGAGUAUGCCCCGGGUCUGGAGGACACACUCAUCUUGACCAUGAAGGGUAUUGCUGCUGGAAUGCAGAACACCGGUUAAAGGUUAACCGUUAUGCAAGCAUAUCGGGUUUUUUUUUUCUCGUUUUUCGAACUUUGUCUCGGCCUUGUUUUCUCGAGUUCAUCGAUCUAUGCGUUUAAUGAAGUUGUAAUGUAUGCAUAUCGAUGAUGGUUUAUCCAUGAAGCUAAUAAUGUAUUGUACACUUGAUCACAAGUGAUAUUGAAGUUUAUUUUCUUUCUA